Lotus japonicus is the source of this 774-nucleotide messenger RNA. RefSeq names its product kunitz-type serine protease inhibitor DrTI-like. The record is from RefSeq and is a predicted model, not a curated record. Bases 1 to 774 code for a protein of 257 amino acids. Gene Ontology annotation, molecular function: endopeptidase inhibitor activity. Lineage: Eukaryota; Viridiplantae; Streptophyta; Magnoliopsida; Fabales; Fabaceae. The transcript has 2 exons.
AUGAAUACUAGUGUGACAUUUCUAUCCAUUAUAUUUGUCCAUUUUAUUAAGGUACAAAAUGGAUCCUUUAAGAGGUCGCUCCUUCUUGAAAGAACAUUGUCUUCUCAUAUUCAUGUGAUCAAGUGGGCACAAAAGGUGGAAAGCCUUGGCAUUCUAACGCUCAAGUCAAUAAAUCUAAGAAGAAAUAACUUUUUGGUGACGAAAAGUUUCUCAUUCCUUACCAUCUUCUUCCUUCUUUUUGCCUUCACCAUAAAACUGAAGUUUGCAACUGCUGGUGAUAGUGUUAAAGACAAAGACGGUAACAUUUUGAAUGUUACAAGCGAGUAUUUGAUGCAAUCCGCCAAUAAUGGUGACGGAAUUACAGUUACUAGGGUGAAAGGAAAACUAGCUGUUAUUCUUUCUAGCAACGCCUUGCCAGCCACAUUUACAGACUCCAGCAAAUCAAAGGUCAUCCUUAUUGAUGACAUUGUCUCGAUAAAUUUCACCAACAUUACAGAAUAUAGUGGUUCUUCUUCUUGGAUUGUUGUCUAUGAUGAAUCGACCAAACUGUCAUAUAUAGGGGUUGGCAGUGCUAAGGAUUACCCUGGUCAACAAAUUAAAAUAGGAACUUUCAAAAUUGAGUCUAUUGGUGCUCACUACAAGCUUGUUUUUUGUAGUGAUAACAAUAAAUCGUCUUGCAAAAAUGUGGGCGUAGAUGGUGCCGAGGGUAUAAUUAGACGUCUAGCUAUCAAUGGAAGUUUGUUGCCAAUUCAGUUCAAAAAGCAUAAUAAAUGA